AUGUCCACCCGCGGGCAGUUCAACACCAAGAACCCGACUAUCAAGCGGAUAUUAAAGGAAGCUUCAGAACUCUCUACGUCGCCCUCCUCCGACUACCAUGCCGAACCUCUAGAAACCAACCUCUUCGAGUGGCACUUUACCAUCCGCGGCCCGCCCGAGCCAUCGCCCUAUGCCGGCGGCAUCUACCACGGUCGCAUAGUUCUCCCAUCCACGUAUCCUCUCCGCCCGCCGUCGUUCCGCUUCCUCACGCCCACUGGACGCUUCGAAGUCAAUCGCGAAAUCUGCCUAAGCAUAUCAGGCCAUCACGAAGAGACAUGGCAACCAGCAUGGGGUGUGCGCACAGCUCUUGUUGCGAUAAGAAGCUUCAUGGACACAGACGCGAAGGGACAGCUCGGCGGCAUCGAAUGCAGCAGAGACGCACGUGAGCGCAUGGCCAAAGACAGCGGGGCAUGGAAAUGCGCUGGCUGUGCCAAGAGCAACGCCGAGAUUAUGCAGGAGAGGGAGGAGCUUGUCAAGGAGAUCGAGGAGAAGGAAGGCAAGAGGAAGGACGAGGAAGUUCCUGAGGAGCUGAGACUAGCUUAUCGCGACGAGCUAGGCAAGCAAGGAGAGGAUAAGAAGGUGGAUAAGGGUAAGCAGCGGGCAGUAGAGAGUUCUGCUGAGGCCGCAUCGUCUGCAUCGCCCUCAGAGCCUGCGCCUGCAGCUCCAGUUAUAGCCCCAUCGCGACCAGCUCCUACAGUGCCCAUAGUGAGACCUACAAGGACAACAACCGCGCCACCGCCUCAACAGGUUGCCCAACGCAGUCCAGACCUGGCUUGGAUUGACACUUGUAUCUACGGAGUAGUGGUCGCGCUACUGUUCAUGGUGCUCAAGAGCAGUGGCAUGAAUAGCAACACCGGUACAAGUAGGAGUAACAGCGCCCCCAAGAUGCAUCACAAGCGCGACGACUCCACGCGCCUUAUGGCUGGCUUCCAGAAGGUUUUCGGCUACCAUCGCCGUAAUAACAGUGUCCCACCAAGCUCUGAUCUUUAUAUCCCAAGCAGGACUUCUAUGCCUGCACUAGCUACAUCUAGCUCUACUUCUAAAAGACUCUACCGUUUCCAGUCGCCUAAGCAGAAGACGUAUGCUACUUCGACUCCUCCUCCACCUUCGACGGCGAACAACACCACUAGGCUUUCAAACAGGGUUCCUUCGAGCACUCCACCCACAAGCCCAUUCACACCACCUACAAGCGCGCAUUCUGAAACGACGAUAUCCAACAAAAGGCAUGUCAGCGUCACCUCUAUUACACCACUGACCAAGUCUGUAACCCAUCCUGCUGGACCUGGCAUCAAGACUCAGGCGGACCCCGGCUUUCCAAACGACAUGGACACGAGCGCCGACAGUCGCCCGAUAGUUCGAACAACUUCCCAGCCAGUGGUCGUCGAGUCGACUCACAACAGUUCUGAUGCCUACGCCGAUGAAUUAGAAGCCGCUUUGGCGGAUAGGCGAGCAGCAGAAAAGCUGCUGGCGCAGCGCCAUGCCGCCAUUAUGCCACGGGCGGAUACCAGCGAACUUCCAAAGCCUUCAGGAAUCGUUCUAAAGAAGAACGGUGUCAGGGAUGGUCAUAAUAUAGCUCGUCUCCCGAGUAGUCUCUCUCCGUCCACCCACCGUCGAACCAGCCUAAGAACCGCAAACCAGGAAAUUGAGGCUCUACGUCGACGCAAAGCCAUAAAAGAUCUCACCUUCUUUGCAGCGGAUGGCUGUCCUACCAACAUCGACAUCAUGGAUCAGAUCAAUGCCCACUUUCAUCUUCAAGCCCGCCACGCUGAUGGCGAUAUACCUGAUGCCACCUUCAACGUCAACGGUAUAAGUAUCCGUGCGAGCGAAAUGCCCAAAGGCUCUGUUGAGCGUAACUGGAUCAUACGAUACAAUGCCGUAGUCAACAACGCUGAGCUCGUCGAGCGUCGACUUAUGAACAGCGAGGAUCACGAGAUGAUCGUCGCACAGCUCUUCCCCGAGGACCGUAGACACAUACUGAAGCCAGAGCACUUUGAGAUCUUUAUGAAUGGCCUUGGUGAAGAAGGCAUCCUUACAAAAGCACAGGCCAAGUCCAUUGCUGCUGUCGCCGUAUCUUUAGAAGAGUUUGAGCAGGGUGUACAUUAUGUUCAAGACUCGAGAAACAAACACGCUCAUCGGCGCAAUACCACUGCGGCUGCCAUCUUCGACAUUCCUCGGCAGGCUAGUCGAGGUGUCUCAUCGUUUCCAUAUCGUCAGGCGAACGGUGAGGGUCAGCAUGAGCUAUACCACUACCUUCGCAUCCUAGUCGAAGCCGCAGUCUACGAUCAGAAGUUUUGGAAAGGAUACUUCUUUCCCAAUGCUCGCAGCAGAUUCAACGACUUCUAUGAAGCUUACAAGAUCACGCAGGAGAAUUGGCUCCUCCCUCCAAACCUGACAGACUACAAGCGCGAGUGGACACACCGCGAGAUCCGCCUCUUACACCGCGGUCAGCUCAUUUGCAACCUGCUCAAACAAUACGAAGCUGGCGAGAUAACCGACUUUGGUAUUGUCCGCGCUAUUCGCGCAACCUUUGUCGGCAUCCCAGCGCAGCCCUCCUGGUGCCCCGAAGACCUUGAAUCCUUCCUCUAUCAUCGAAUCAACGAAUCUGGUCUUGCUAUUUCCAAGAUCCCAGAGAUACUCGCCUUGCAUCCAGAGCACGACACGACGUUUGCCAACUAUCGGCUUCGUCAGCACGUUAUCAAUGGGCUACGAGAGCGCGCUGAGCAAUUUGAAAAGGAAGAGGCGACGAGGCUAAAGGAAAUCAAUAAGAGUUAUAUGACCUUCGAGCACGCUAAGAGGAAAGGAAUGACUAGGUGGGAGAGGAUGAAAGAAGGAUUGAAGAAGGCGUUUGGGAAGAAGCAGAUUGUGGUACCUUUCGACCCAUUUGCGCCAGACCAUGCACUCAUUAGAGCAGAACUUCCAUGGCUGUACCAUCAGCGUAUGUCUCGCAACCAUCAGCCUGCGGGUGGUUUGCCCGUAGCCUUCCUACGCUGCUUUACGAAUGCCAACGCAUCGACACUUGUGGCUUACUUCGCCUCGACGUUUUCGGUUAGACGCACGCAGCCUUCUUCUGCCUUGCCAAUCAUGGACGACUUCCAGUUCCAGGACUUCGGGCUCCCACUUUGGUUAGAUGGUUGGUCUACGGAGCAAGCGUACUAUGUCCCUCGAAGCUGGAUCACAACACCGAACACCUUCGACUGGCAUACAGGGGUCCAGGACCAUAUCGUUCCAAACAACUACAUUCCUCCCGAACUUUAUGUGAACUGGCCCAACCAGCGAAUGUCAGCCCCUCGUGGAGAUUUUGAGUUCUCCCGGAACAAUCCUGCACUUCAAGAUAUAACUAGCUACUCAAGUACCUCGGUCCCUGAGAUUGGCUAUAUUGAAAGUAACGCUCUUGGUAAUGUGUUGAGUUCUUCUUCUACGGUAGGCCAGGCCGUCGAGGUUAGGCCUGCUAGCUUUGCAGCACCCCAGUCACAGCCGCAUCAUGUCCAAAAGCUGUGUGGCAUGUAUAACUGUGGAUUUCGCUAUGUCGUGGCACAAGAUGGCAAACAUCAUAUGCAGACUAUGCAUCGUGACAUAAAUUCAUGCGGUCAGUGUCAGGAAGUGUUCAUGACUAUAUGGGAAUUAGAGUCACAUGCUUCCAAACUUAGCCACGCUGCUUUCGUCUGCAAGCAAGAGGGCUGCGAGAAGGGAUUUUUCCGAUCGGAUACAUACGACAGACAUCAACGAACUCAUCAAAAGGACGUCAGGCGUUUCUCUUGCAAAUAUUGCAAGAAAUACAGAGGAAAGAAUGGCUUCAAACGCAAAGACCAUCUCACCCAGCAUGUUCGGAACUACCACCAUAUCGGUGAAGAUUGCGCCCCUAUCAUGGUCGAGCGCAAGUGGUGCCCAAAAGUAUAUUGCACAAAGUCAAAGCCAGCCGAAGCACACUGGUCCUCUACUGAGAAUGCCUUCUCAUCGUCGAAAGAAUGGAUCAACCACAUGCGCACUGAGCAUGACGAAUCCCAGUUUUCCUGCCCGCAACCAGGCUGCGAUCGCGUCAAAGGGCAAGGCUACUUCCGCGGUGCCGACCUACGGAGCCACCUGCGCAAAGUCCAUGGCACGGAUGGGUCUUUCGCUAUGAGAAUUGAAAAUUACCUAGGUGUUUGA
Messenger RNA from Alternaria burnsii, 4185 nucleotides. RefSeq lists its product as uncharacterized. The record is from RefSeq and is a predicted model, not a curated record. The transcript has 8 exons. Lineage: Eukaryota; Fungi; Ascomycota; Dothideomycetes; Pleosporales; Pleosporaceae. Bases 1 to 4185 code for a protein of 1394 amino acids.